UAUGGUUUAUGAGGACAAAAUGUCAGGUUACUCACCAGCAUUACAAGGACAUUUGGUUUAUAAGGACAAUUCAGUGUCCUCGUAAUUCUGGGAACGAUUAUGUUGUUUUUUGACUCCAAAUAAUGCCCCCUAUUAAGUUUUUACAUAAAAAAAGACCUUAUAUACCACAAUGUGUAAGUGUAUGAAUUUGAAGCAUGUCCCCUUUAACCACAAUGCCAUUUUACAACAAUACAAUCUCGCGGGAAAUUUUACAACAAUUCGCGGGAAAUUAAAAAAAAUGACGUUUUGAAGUGUAUUAUUUACAGUUAAAUUGAUGAAUAAAUAUUAAAAAUACUAAUGUAAUAUUAACUGAUGACAUUUUAGAUUUCGCUGCAUAAUACAGCGUGUCUGCCAUAGCCUUACCUGAGGUCUAAUUGGUCAGUUUUGAAAACUCCGUUCGUCGGGCUGGACCAUUUUCUCCUACACAAGAUCUUUUAAAAUUAAAGAGUCAAAUUUAAAAAAGAAUAAAACUAUAAAUUAAAAGUGAUUACAGGUUGCGUGCUUUUUUCUUCAUUGUGAUUGACAACACUACCGACCAAUGAAAAUGCGGAGGAGGGUUGCUCUGGGAUGCCAAUCAUCUUUUCCCCGCGAAGAUAUGCAGACUGCGUCAGCGAAGUACGAAUGCUCACCAGAGAGAGCUGCAGAGGCAGGGGGCUUACCCCUCUUCAGGAUGCUGAAAGACACAUUCAUCUAGGAAGAGAUAAAGACACAGUUCUUUCCAAAUAUAUUGAUGAAACUAAAGGACGUGGUGUUUUUGCAAAAGAUUUCAUUGGGAAGGGAUCCUUCAUAAUCGAGUACCACGGAGCUCUGCAUGAAGAAAACGAGUUUAAUAAAAUCUCAAAUCCAUACACGUAUUAUUUUAAACAUAAUGGAAAAGAUUAUUGCAUCGAUGCAUCACAUGAUGAUGGUUCACUGGGUAGACUAGUAAAUGAUGACAAGAAACCUAAUGCGAAAAUGUUGAAAAUAGAGGUGAAUGGCAAUCCACACCUCUGUUUGUUCGCAAUUAAAAAUAUUUCUGAAGGCCAAGAGAUAACCUACGAUUAUGGAGGAGCUGACCUUCCUUGGCGUGUCAACAAAAGAACACAUUCAAAGGUAAUCAGGAUCAUUCUGUAAUCUCUGUUAAUAUGAGAUGCGCGUU
This is a messenger RNA of Sinocyclocheilus grahami, 1177 nucleotides long. RefSeq names its product probable histone-lysine N-methyltransferase set-1. Gene Ontology annotation, molecular function: histone H4K20 methyltransferase activity; transcription regulator activity; protein binding. The transcript is spliced from 4 exons. The coding region runs from base 607 to 1152 and encodes 181 amino acids. Gene Ontology annotation, biological process: regulation of transcription by RNA polymerase II; regulation of DNA damage response, signal transduction by p53 class mediator. Gene Ontology annotation, cellular component: nucleus; polytene chromosome. The record is from RefSeq and is a predicted model, not a curated record. Lineage: Eukaryota; Metazoa; Chordata; Actinopteri; Cypriniformes; Cyprinidae.